This is a messenger RNA of Oncorhynchus nerka (sockeye salmon), 7366 nucleotides long. RefSeq lists its product as uncharacterized. The record is from RefSeq and is a predicted model, not a curated record. Gene Ontology annotation, cellular component: nascent polypeptide-associated complex; cytoplasm. Lineage: Eukaryota; Metazoa; Chordata; Actinopteri; Salmoniformes; Salmonidae. Bases 233 to 7366 code for a protein of 2377 amino acids. The transcript is spliced from 5 exons. Gene Ontology annotation, biological process: protein targeting to membrane.
AUGCGCCCACACACACACUAGCAGCAUCGCGAGAUCCACACACACUCUCACUCAUAGCAUCAUCACUGCUCUGCUGCACCACAGAGAGAGGCACGCUGAGCAUUCACCCUCUUUCUCUCUCUCUCUCUCUCUCUGCUCCUUCCUCUACUGCGCACUCUCUCUCUGUUCACCUUGGCUGCUGGGUGGUGUGGAGUUCUUGUUGCGUCAGAACCAGAGAGAUCCAGAGACAGCCAUGCCGGGGGAGAGCUCUCACAGAUCUGUCUCCAAAGAAAGACAUCCGGAGCUUGGAGCAGAGCAGACAGGCUUGCCUGAACCAGACAUGACCAGACAUGCCUCCACUGACUCCACUCCUAGUGACAGUGGCUCCACCCCUAGUGACAGCGGCUCUAGUCCCUCCCCCAGCACCCCUCAGAAGCUGCUCCCAUCAUGCACCUCUCCUUUUGGGCCGCGGCUGGUCCGGGCCACGCCCAGCUCGUCCGCGACCCCGCGACCCCAGCCUGAAGGUUCCGACCGUCGCCACAGUAACACGAUCCGGCUUAGCGGGACGUUUGGAGGUCAUGGACCCUGUGGACGUCGCAGCGGACCCGUGAAGAUGGAGAGAAUCAAGGUCCUGAUGGGCUCAGAGGUGGAGAGCGACUACAAGGAGCCAGAGAACAUGGACACACGGGUGGUGAUGGGCCAGGAGGCCCUGCUCAAGACCAAGAAGACCCUGACAGGGAAGUGCCCUUGCAGGCAGAGCAGCCAGGCGAUACCCCUGCCCGGAGGCCCAGUCUUGGAGGUCCCUAACCCUCCCUCAGAACCACAGGCAGAGGCUGGGGAAAAGGCCCAACUGGACACAGGGCAGGAGAGAGACAAUUCACCUCUGACCCCAAAGAUAGAGCAGGAGAGAAUCCCUGUCCUGCCCAUUAGCCCUCUCCUCAACCCUCUCCUAACCCCCCUCAUCCCUGCCUCCCCUCCCUCCUCAGAGCCAGUCACAGUGGAUGUUAGUUUGACGGGCAGCUCAAGCCCUUUGGAGGCAGGGCUGUCUCCCUAUGGUGAAAUGCCUUUUGUAUGUUCCAUGUAUGCCAUGCCCUCCCUGUCCGAGCCAGCCUAUCCCCCUGCUAUCCUGUCCUUCACUGAGCCGGCCUAUGCCGUGGACCCUCUGAGAGUGGGCGUUCCCUCAUCCCUGGAUCCUGACCUGUACUACACCGCCCCCUCCACCCCCAUCAAGAUAGCUGCUCACCCCUCACACCUCAAACAUCGCUCUUACCCUGGCUCUCCAGCCUCUCCCCUCUCACAAAACUCCCCCUCGGACAGCGAGGACCUGUGCUCCCCCCUCACCUCCCCCUCUGGCUCCUACGUCACAGCGGAGGGGGGCAGCUGGACCUCUUCCACCUCCCCCUGCACCUCCCCCAAUCUGCUCCUGGCAGAGGAGGUGCAGGAGGCACCUGCAUGCUUUGUCAGCUCGCUGUCCGAAAUCGGAGAUGAGGUGGGAGAGGAUAGGGGAGCAGUAGGGGAGAGGGCAGAGAAGGGAGGAGGAGCAGCAGAGUGGCGGUUCUGCCUCUAUAAGGGUCUAGCAGAGACUGUGAUUCUGGAGGAGGAAGAGGUGCUGAGAGGGGAGGUGCGGGGGAGGGGGAGUGAGGAAGCGACAGUCUCAAGGGGUAGCUGUCGCCCUCGCUGGGUGACAGAGGACACUUCCCCAUUGAGGAGCAGCAGCGGCAGAAGCACUGACUCCCAGGAAGAGGGAGGGGAGUCGGAGGGCUCGCUCUGCCCAGCAGAGGAUGCUCUAGCUGGGGGACAGCAGUACUCUAGUCCCCUGCUGCAAAGAGGCCUGGAGCUGGAGCUGCAGGCCUGUGUGGCUGAGGAACUUUACCCUCCCAUUGCCAACCCAGAGGAUGGAACAGACUCCCCACGGUUGACCUCCAUGUCCUUCCCCUUCGCCCCAGUCAUGGGGAACCUAACCCAUCACACCUCCAGUGUCAACCCUGCCUCCCCCAAACUUCCCCUGGACACCUGCUCUCCAGAUGUGUCAGACGGGGAUAACUCCAGUCCAUACGGAGAGAUGGGUACCUUCCUUCUGUUUCCAGGCUCCUACAGUGAUGAUGGAGAGAUGGAGGAGGAGGAGGAGGAGAGGAUGAUCCCAGCCUCUCUGCUUAACUUUCCCCUCCACACCAGCCUCCUCUUUCAGGCAGACUCCAUGGAGAUCACUCUCUUCCCCACAGAGGAGGGGAAUGAGGGAGGAGAGAGAAACGACAGGAACGAAGGGAACGAUGUGGAUGCAUACGCGGCCGGAGAGGAGGAGGGGGACGUGGAGGAUGAUGAUGAAGAUGAUGAUGAGGAAGAAGUGGAGGCUAAGGUAGAGAUAGAGGAGGCUAAGGUAGAAAUAGCGAUAGAGGAAGAGGUUGAUGAAGAGGAGGAAGAGGAGGAGGAGGGUGAGGGUAAGGCUGUAGAUGACCCAGCUGAAGAGGACAACUCGGCCUCCUUCCUUCAUUCACUGUCGGAGACUUCCAUCAACGAAGGUCUGGAUGAGUCCUUCUGUUUCCAUGAUGACACUGACGACUCACUAGACUCCGCCUCUUAUAAUGGCGAAGAGGAUGAGCGGCUGUACAGCACAGAGAGACAUGCUGAACCACCCACAGGACCACCCACAGAUCCACACCAAGCCAAACCUCAGCCUGAAACUAGACCAGAGGCCCACAGCACUGAACUGUCUCAGUCCCAGAGCAGACCUAGCCUAAUCAAUCCCCCAGGAGACAAAGAGCCCCGGCCUGAACCACCACAACCACAACCUGCACUUGAACCUGCCCAACUUGCGGAAUCAGCCCACCCCAAGUCCUCGAACAGCGGCAAUGGGAGUGAAAUGGAGACCUCAGAGUUCUCUGACCCUCCUGUCCCCUCUCCUCCUCAGGAGAGCCCUUCUGUCUCUACCCUUACCCCUAAACCUUCUACAACCCCUUACCCUGCCUCGAUUACCCCAAAGACUACCCCUGGUACCGUGUCAACCCCUAAAACCAAGCCUGCAUCUCUCUCUAACCCCAACACUAACUUUGCUCCUGCCCCUAAUGCUAAAUCUGCUACUGUCUGUACCACUAACACUAACCCUGCUACAGCCUCAACCCCACAAAAUAACUCUGCUACUGCCUCCACCCCCAAAACUAACCCUGCUACUGUUUGUACACUUGAAAUUAACCCUGCUACGGUCUCUACCCCUAAUACUAACAGUGCUCUUGCCCCUAACGCUAAAUCUCCUACGGCCUGUACCACUAACACCAACCCUGCUACAGCCUCAACCCCCAAAACUACCCCAGGUACAUGCUCUACCCCAAACCCUACUGUUACUCCUAACACUAACCCUGCUGCUACAAUCGAGGAGACAGCGUCCCACAGCAAUCCUGUCACCCUGGCAACCCUGCCAUCCCAUAACAGCCCUGUGACCCUGGCAACAGAAGCAGGGCAAGCCAAAGCAGCUGCAGAGGAAGUACAGGCUGGUACGGUGAGAGAGGAGGACAAAAGGAGCGGUGAAAAGAGAGAGAAAGACAAACAGAGCAGUGGGGAGAGAGGAAAGGACAAACAGAGCAGUGGGGAGAGAGGAAAGGACAAACAGAGCAGUGGGGAGAGAGGAAAGGACAAACAGAGCAGUGGGGAGAGAGGAAAGGACAAACAGAGCAGUGGGGAGAGAGGAAAGGACAAACAGAGCAGUGGGGAGAGAGGAAAGGACAAACAGAGCAGUGGGGAGAGAGGAAAGGACAAACAGAGCAGUGGGGAGAGAGUAAAGGACAAACAGAGCGGUGGGGAGAGAGGAAAGGACAAACAGAGCAGUGGGGAGAGAGGAAAGGACAAACAGAGCAGUGGGGAGAGAGGAAAGGACAAACAGAGUGGUGGGGAGAGAGGAAAGGACAAACAGAGCAGUGGGGAGAGAGGAAAGGAUAAACAGAGCAGUGGGGAGAGAGGAAAAGACAAACAGAGGGGUGCGGAGAGAGAGAAGGAUGAACAGAGUACAGAGACUUCCGACGAGGAUCACACAGAGCAGACAGACAGAGACUCGUUCAAACUACUCAUUAAGCCACACCCCUCUAAGUCAGACACACCCCGGCCUAAACAGAAGACCUCUGAGCCCCGUAAGCCACUCCCACGUGUGUUUGGGGUGGCAGCGGCUUCAAUCCGGUCCAAACCGCUUCUGGUGUCAGUGAUGGAACUGGACCAGAAGAAUGAGAACAGCAGUGCUGAAGGUGUGGACUCCCAUCAGGUCCUUGAAGGGACCACUGCCACCAAUGACCUAAACAAGGGGGUCCCUCUGCUCUCGUACCCGAAAGAGCCUAACCCCAGCAACAUCCCUGUCUCCUCCUGCCCUGAGAGCUCACCUGACCUGGCUGACAACCUGUCCCUGACCCCUGACAUCUGCCCAUGUGACCCCGCCCAGGAGAACCUGAGGGAGAACACCCUGAGUACUGAGGACGGGGGCCCUGGGGCCCUGGGCUCCCCUCACACACCCCUGGCUGUCUCUCCCAAGAGGGAGAACUCAGAGACAGACGCCGGAGGUAGGAGGGGGGUUGGGGGCUGGGGGGCAGGGGAGGCCCAAUCUCUCUCUCUGGGGCAGGGCUGUGGGUUGGAGGCACAGAGCGUGUUACUGUGUGAGGUGGAGGGGCAUGCUGUUGGACAGACAAUUGGACAGACGAUUGGACAGACACUCUCCGGGCUGCCCAAUGUCGGCACAGACGAGGAUGAGGUGGAUGAUAUAAUGGGGGACGAAGAAGACAACAACAGCCUGUGUGGUCGGCCAGACAAGAUGGCAGAUGUUGAGCUUGUGGGAGAGGGAGUGCCAGAGUCCAACCUGUCCAGCUGGAGGUCCAUCGAGGAGAUAUCAGAGGCAGGGGGAGGAGAGGACGGAAGCUCCCAAUUCCCAGAGGAUGAUGUCAGCAACCUGCAGAGUCGCCCAGAAAACAAGGAGCAGGAAAACAACAACAAUGACUCAGUGUUCCUAUCCUCUGGAAUGCCAACCUGUGUGACUCUGAAUGCCCUGUCAGAGGACGUGAGACACCAGAGCCAGAGUGUGAGUCUGAGGGCAUCCCUCUCAAACAUACCAAUCACAGAGGUGAGACCACAGGCUGCUGCAGCCUCCGAUAGGCCAACAACAUCAACGGACAGCUCAACACACCAAUCAGACAUAAGACAGGCUUCCUCGUCCAUGGAAAGCCCUGGGCGUGUCUCACCACUAGGGGGUAAACCACAGACCGUUUCAGACCAGAGCUCUGGUUCAGUAGAGGCAGCCAUUUCCAGACCCAACAGUAACACAGAUAUUAACCCAGCAGUCAAACAGGCUGACCUUGCUAUAUCUCUGCUGGGUGGGGCAUUUGGAUCCUUCAGUCAUAAAAUCAGACCAAGCAACUCCAAGUCAGGCAGACUGCCCCAAGAAACUUCCUCAUCAAUGAGCAAAGACACAGUAGAGAAUGUCCAAGUCUCCCAAGAAACGUCUCUCUCAGUGGGCAAAGACACAGUAGAGAAGGUCAAAGUUUCCCAAGAAACUUCCCCAUCAGUGAGCAAAGUCACAGUAGAGAAGGUCCAAGUCUCCCAAGAAUUGUCCCUAUCAGUGGGCAAAGACACAGUAGAGAUGGCAAAGACACAUGAGCAAGAAAUGAGCAAAGACACAGUAGAGAAAGUCCAAGUUUCCCAAGAAAAUUCCCCGUCAGUGAGCAAAGACACAGUAGAGAAAGUCCAAGUUUCCCAAGAAACUUCACCGUCAGUGAGCAAAGACACAGUAGAGAAGGUCCAAGUUUCCCAAGAAACUUCCCCAUCAGUGAGCAAAGUCACAGUAGAGAAGGUCCAAGUCUCCCAAGAAUUGUCCCUAUCAGUGGGCAAAGACACAGUAGAGAUGGUCCAAGUUUCCCAAGAAUUUCCCCCAUCAGUGGGCAAAGACACAGUAAAGAAUGUCCACGUUUCCCAAGAAUUCUUCCUAUCAUUGGGCAAAGACACAGUAGAGAAGGUCCAAGUUUUUCACGAAACUUCCCCAUCAAUGAGUAAAGACACAGAAGAGAAGUUUCAAGUUUCCCAAGAAAUUUCCCCAUCAAUGAGCAAAGACACAGUAGAGAAAGUACAAUUUUCCCAAGAAUGUUCUCCAUCAGUGAGCAAAAACACAGUAGAGAAAGUCCAAUUUUCCCAAGAAUGUUCUCCAUCAGUGAGCAAAAACAUAGUAGAAAAUGUCCAAGUCUCCCAAGAAACUUCCCCAUCAGUGGGCAAAGACACAGUAGAGAAGGUCAACAUUUCCCAAGAAACUUCCCCAUCAGUGAGCAAAGACACAGUAGAGAAGGUCCAAGUAUUCCAAGAACCAUCCCUAUCAGUAGGCAAAGACACGGUAGAGAAGGUCGAAGUUUCCCAAGAAAUUUCCCCAUCAAUGAGCAAAGAGAUAGUAGAGAAGGUCGACAUUUCCCAAGAAACAUCCCCAUCAGUGAGCAAAGACACAGUAGAGAAGGGCCAAGUAUCCCAAGAAUCGGCCCUAUCAGUUGGCAAAGACACAAUAGAGAAAGUCCAAGUUUUCCAAGAAACUUUCCCAUCAGUGAGCAAAGACACAGUAGAGAAGGUCAAAGUUUCCCAAGAAACUUUCCCAUCAGUGAGUAAAGACACAGUAGAGAAGGUCCAAGUCUCCAAAGAAUCCUCCCUAUCAGUGGGCAAAGAUACAGUAGAGAAGGUACAAGUUUCCCAAGAAACUUCCCCAUCAGUGAGCAAAGACACAGCGGAGAAGGUCCAAGUUGUCCAAGAAUCUUCCCUAUCCCUAUCAGUGGGCAAAGACACGGUAGAAAGUGUGAAAAAACUCUGUUCCCAGCCUCAGCCAGAGGAGACAGAGCCACAGAUGAUGAGCCAAAGAGAGGGUGGUGGCGGUCAGACGACUGAUAGGCACAUUGACCAACCAAAGAUGAGCGUGGCCUUAGAAGGGCAGGAGAGCAGUGUUUGUAUCUCAGGGGAAAGUGAGGUGGAGGAGAGAGCAGAGGAGAGAUUCUCUCCAACAGAAAGUAUUCCAGAACCUGCACAGCGUCAGACACCUGAGGGAGAGCUGAGCACAGAGAAAGCCAUCACUCCUCCUCAGCCAGAGAGGAGAGGGAAGCAGAGAAAGCAGAGCAGAGACAGACCCAGUCAGCUGCGCAGACAAUCUACAUCAGGCACUGGGUCUACUGAUCAACCACAGAAACCGGCUCUCGCUACCAAGACCCUAGCAGACACCUCCCCACCAGGAAAACAAAAGAAUACGAACACGAGGGGACAAAAAUCUGUUGCAGAUACCAGACAGAGGAAACCUGUGAAGGGCAAACCUGAAGCAGAGUCCGGGAGGAGAGGGGAAAACAGAAACGUCUCCGUUGCCCCGACUCCCCUAGUCCUACCAAACUCUGCCCUAUAG